Messenger RNA from Pyrus x bretschneideri (Chinese white pear), 4244 nucleotides. RefSeq lists its product as uncharacterized. Gene Ontology annotation, cellular component: cytoplasm. Gene Ontology annotation, biological process: chromatin remodeling. The transcript is spliced from 17 exons. Bases 78 to 4181 code for a protein of 1367 amino acids. NCBI's taxonomy places the organism in Eukaryota, Viridiplantae, Streptophyta, Magnoliopsida, Rosales, Rosaceae. The record is from RefSeq and is a predicted model, not a curated record.
ACUCAUCCUGUUGGAAUCGUCUAGCAAUUUGUGUGUUCUCAACUCCCACUCCUCCUCCGCUCUCUCCGCCGUCUGCAAUGGUGGAAAUUGACGAGCUCGCGUUCCCAGAGGACGAAGAAAGAAGCAGAGUGUUUACGCAGCUAAAAGCAUACUGCUUUGAGCUUCUGGAGCUUCUCCAAAACCCUAAGAAGCACUCCUCUGCUCUCUCUUCUCUGCUCCAUUUCCUUCGCCAGUCUACGCCUCAUGCUCUCCAGCCCUUCUUCGACUACACGUUGUUUCCGCUGCUGCUUCUAUUGGAUGCAGCUGUUGACUGUAGAACCUCAAAGAAGCUUGGUUCUGAAGAAAAACUUGCGAGUCAUAAUGUCCCAAAAAUGCCCCAAAAAGUGAGUGAUAGUGUGGCUGAAGGUGUGCUUCAGUGCCUGGAAGAACUGCUCAAGAAGUGUCUUUUAGGAUCUGUAGAUCAGUUGGUUGUAGUAUUGAAAAAGUUGACUUAUGGGGCUUUGCUUUCUCCAUCUGACGCGUCAGAAGAGUUUCGUGAAGGAAUUAUUAAGUGUUUCAGGGAAUUGCUACUGAAUUUACUUCCAUGCUCUGAUGAGUCUUGUGCAUGUAAACGAAUCUUUGGUGUGCCUAUGCUUUUAGAAAACAGAGACUUGAAAGCUCCACUCAGUAGAACAUCAAAGUAUGAUUCAGAACCAGAUGAAUGUUUGCUUGCAUUUCUACAGUCACAAACUGCUUCUGCAGCUGUUGGACACUGGCUAUCACUUCUUCUCAAAGCUGCAGAUAAUGAGGCUGCACGAGGACAUCUAGGUAGUGCAAAGCUUCGGAUUGAAGCCUUUAUGACCCUACGUGUGCUUGUUGCUAAGGUUGGUACUGCUGAUGCGUUAGCCUUCUUUUUACCCGGUGUUGUUAGUCAAUUUGCCAAAGUUUUGCAUGCCUCAAAAACAAUGACCAGUGGGGCUGCUGGAAGUGGGGAUGCAAUUGAUCAGGCAAUUAGAGCUUUGGCUGAGUAUCUGAUGAUAGUUCUGCGGGAUGAUGCUAACUUAACUACACUUGAUAUGUCUAUAACUGUUAGUUCUGACUUAACUUUAAAAAAGAAUGAAUCUACACAAUCGUUCUUGGAUGAGCUUCGUAAGUUGCCUGUUAAGGCGCAUGGUCAAAGUAAAAUGAUAUUGGAAGAUUCGAGUAGCAAAGUGAUUACAACUACUUCCAACUCUGAGAAGAAAACUGAUUCUGGCAAAGGAGAUGGAUCUUUGCACGUGGAUCGUACAAGUGAUUGGAUUGAGAAAACUUCAAUGCAUGUGGAUAAACUCUUAGGUGCAACUUUUCGACAUGUACAUUUGCAUUCAUCCGGCAAAAAAGUGAGACAAGGUCUCCUGGCUUCCAUACGAGGACUGUUGUCAAAGUGCAUUUACACGCUGAGGCAGAGUAGACAAAUGCUUCUGGAGUGCUUGUGUGCUUUGGUUGUUGAUGACUCUGUAGAGGUAUCUGCAGGUGCACAAGAAUUCCUUGAAAAUUUAUUCUCAUCGAUUGAAGAUAAUCAGUUGGAACAUGAUGUUGCUCAGAUGUUUAGCAGGCUCAUUGAUAAUCUUCCAAAAGUUGUCCUUGGGAGUGAGGAAUCACUUGCAGUCUCACAAGCUCAGCAGCUACUUGUAAUAAUGUACUAUUCUGGUCCUCAGUUUGUAGUUGAUCACAUCCUUCAGUCUCCGGUAACAGCUACUCGUUUCCUGGACCAUUUUUCUGUUUGUAUGAGUCAGAACUCGGUGUUUGCUGGUUCUCUUGAUAAGCUUCUUACCACUAGGCCAUCCUCAGUUGGAUAUCUUGACUCUGUUUCUGAGUUGAAUGCUGGAGCCAGUAUUACGAGCGAGUGCCUAACAAUAGUGGCUGCUGCUCCCCGAAAUUCAAAGAUUGCAGGCAUCCAGGAGAAAGAUAUACCAUACACAUCAGAUAAUGUUCAGAAAAAUUAUGAGAAUUAUAAGCUUCCGUGCAUGCCUCCUUGGUUUGUAUACAUUGGCAGUCAGAAACUAUACCAAGCUCUUUCAGGAAUUCUUAGACUUGUAGGUUUAUCCUUGAUGACAGAUAAAAAACAUGGGCAGCAUUUGUCACACAUCACUGACAUACCAGUGGGUUACUUGCGUAAAUUAGUUUCUGAGGUUCGUAUGAAGGAUUAUAAUAAAGUGAGUUGGCACUCAUGGUAUAAUAGAACUGGUUCGGGACAGUUACUGCGCCAGGCGAGCACUGCAGUGUGUAUUCUUAAUGAGAUGAUAUUCGGUAUGUCAGAUCAAGCGACAGAUAUUUUCGCAAGGAUGUUUCAAAAAGCGAGAAAAAGAAGGAAAGAGGUUCAGGACUCUGAUGCAGGAUUUGCUGAUGAUCAACCUUUCAAAGUUGAAUCUUCCAUGCUUUGUGAAUCUAGUUGGAAUGUUUUAAAGGAUGAGGAAUUAAGGAGUCACUUGAUUGAUUGUGUUGGUAGAAUUUUACUGGAGUAUUUAUCUCAUGAAGUAUGGGAUCUUCCAACAGAACAUAAAUCUUCAUCCAUGCAUCCUGACUAUGAAGCUGAAGAUGUUAAUCUAAACUUCUUUCAGGACACGGCUAUGCUACACCAGGUUAUCAUUGAAGGAAUAGGCAUAAUCAGUAUCUGCCUUGGAGGAGAUUUUUCUUCUAGUGGAUUUCUUCAUCAAUCUCUUUAUAUGUUGCUUGAAAAUCUCACUUCUUCAAACUAUCGUGUUAGAAGUGCUUCUGAUGCUGUAUUACAUAUCCUGGCUGCUGUAUCUGGCUUUCCAACAGUUGGGCACCUAGUACUAGCGAAUGCAGACUAUGUGAUUGAUUCUAUAUGUCGUCAAUUACGCCAUUUGGAGAUUAACCCUCAUGUGCCAAAUGUGCUCGCUGCCAUGCUUUCCUAUAUAGGAGUCGCGUAUAAAAUAUUGCCUCUAUUUGAGGAGCCGAUGCGUUCUGUUUCUUUGGAGCUCGAGAUUCUUGGCAGGCAUCAGCACCCUGAAUUGACAAUUUCCUUUUUAAAGGCUGUAGCAGAAAUUUCCAAGGCGUCAAAGCGUGAGGCUUGUUCAUUACCAACCCAGGCAGAGUCUUAUUUGUUGGAUGUCAAGGCUAGAAUAUCUGAUAUCGAAAAGAAAGACGACGACGACAUUAUUAUGUCCCAAGUGGAAUCAGAGCAAUGGGAUAGCAUUAUGUUUAAGCUGAAUGAUUCAAAGAGAUAUAGGCGCACAGUUGGAGCUAUUGCCGGUUCAUGUAUUAUGGCUGCAACCCCUCUACUUGCUUCAGCAAGGCAAGAAGCCUGUCUGGUGGCCUUGGAUAUAAUUGAGGAUGGGGUUACAUCAUUGGCAAAAGUAGAAGAGGCUUAUCACCAUGAGAAAGCUACUAAGGAAGCAAUUGAAGAAGCGAUUCAGUCAUAUUCGUUAUAUCAUCUCCAAGAUGCCUUGGAUGCUGCCGAUGAAGGGGCUGAUGAGAACCGGUUGCUUCCAGCAGUGAAUAAAAUCUGGCCUUUUCUGGUUGUUUGCAUUCAAAAUAAGAACCAACUGGCUGUUAGAAGAUGUUUAUCUGUGGUGAGCAAUGUAGUGCAAAUUUGUGGAGGAGAUUUCUUUUCAAGACGCUUCCAAACUGAUGGCUUGCACUUCUGGAAACUUCUAUCGACCUCCCCAUUCCAUAGGAAGCCCAACAUGAAAGAAGAAAGAACCCCUCUGCUACUUCCUUACAGAAGCACUUCCAGUUCUUCAGAGGAGUCCCUGGCAGAAACUUCUAAUCUGAAAGUACAGGUUGCAGUUCUCAACAUGGUUGCUGAAUUGUCCCGAAACGAAAGGAGUGCUUCAGCAUUGGAAGUUGUCCUCAAGAAGGUCAGCGGUCUUGUGGUAGGGAUAGCUUGUAGUGGCGUGGUUGGUCUUCGUGAUGCAUCCAUAAAUGCCCUUCAAGGCCUUGCAUCCGUCGACGCUGAUCUCAUUUGGCUUCUUCUAGCUGACGUUUACUACUCUAUGAAGAAAAAGGAUAUGCCUUCACCCCCCACGUCCGAUAUACCGGUAAUCUCCCAAAUUCUGCCCCCACCCUCGUCUGCAAAAGAGUAUCUUUACGUGCAGUAUGGAGGGCAGAGUUACGGUUUCGAUAUUGACUUCGGUUCUGUGGAAAUAGUUUUCAAGAAACUGCACUCUCUGGUUUUUAUUAACCAAAUGUACAGUUAGGAAAAUUCACGUUAUCAUAGUUCAUGUACAAAUUAACAUUCGCAGGUUACUGGUUUUUAUUUA